AUGUUAACACGUUUUCAUUUACUUUGGGGUGUGUGUGAGAUCAACCAGACAUUUGAUGCAUACGUUGGUGGCAAAGAAAAUGCCUCUGGCAUUGUUGUGGUUCAGGAGUGGUGGGGUAUUGAUUUCGAGGUCAAGAACCACGCUCUGAAAAUUUCCCAGUUUGAUCCUGGCUAUAAAGCACUUAUACCUGACUUGUAUCGUGGAAAGGUUGGUUUAGAUGCUACAGAAGCACAGCUUAUGAUGGAUGGUCUUGACUGGCAAGGUGCUGUGAAGGACAUUCAGGCUUCAGUUAACUGGCUCAAGGCUAAUGGUUCACAGAAGGAUUCUUGCAUGGUUAGUGCUCUCGCCAUUGCAAGUUCUGUUUUGGUCCCUGGGGUUGACGCUGUUGCAGCCUUCUGUGGAGUUCCUUCAUCAGAGCUUGCAGAUCCUAUCCAUGCUAAGGCACCUGUGCAGGCCCAUUUUGGGGAGCGUGACAAUUUGGAAGGCUUUUCAGAUGUGAAGUCUCGGAAUGAUGUGAGAAAGUUGCGAGCAUUGUUUGGAGAUCUAAGUUCGCAAGUGGGGAACAGUCUCAAGGCAAGCUACACAAAUUCCUCGUAUGUGUUUUUCAAUCUCCGCCACGAUGUCAAGAACCACGCUCUGAAAAUUGCCCAGUUUGAUCCUGGCUAUAAAGCACUUAUACCUGACUUGUAUCGUGGAAAGGUUGGUUUAGAUGCUACAGAAGCACAGCUUAUGAUGGAUGGUCUUGACUGGCAAGGUGCUGUGAAGGACAUUCAGGCUUCAGUUAACUGGCUCAAGGCUAAUGGUUCACAGAAGGAUUCUUGCAUGGUUAGUGCUCUCGCCAUUGCAAGUUCUGUUUUGGUCCCUGGGGUUGACGCUGUUGCAGCCUUCUGUGGAGUUCCUUCAUCAGAGCUUGCAGAUCCUAUCCAUGCUAAGGCACCUGUGCAGGCCCAUUUUCUGGAGCGUGACAAUUUUGAAGGCUUUUCAGAUGUGAAGACAUUUGAUGCAUACGUUGGUGGCAAAGAAAAUGCCUCUGGCAUUGUUGUGGUUCAGGAGUGGUGGGGUAUUGAUUUCGAGGUCAAGAACCACGCUCUGAAAAUUGCCCAGUUUGAUCCUGGCUAUAAAGCACUUAUACCUGACUUGUAUCGUGGAAAGGUUGGUUUAGAUGCUACAGAAGCACAGCUUAUGAUGGAUGGUCUUGACUGGCAAGGUGCUGUGAAGGACAUUCAGGCUUCAGUUAACUGGCUCAAGGCUAAUGGUUCACAGAAGGAUUCUUGCAUGGUUAGUGCUCUCGCCAUUGCAAGUUCUGUUUUGGUCCCUGGGGUUGACGCUGUUGCAGCCUUCUGUGGAGUUCCUUCAUCAGAGCUUGCAGAUCCUAUCCAUGCUAAGGCACCUGUGCAGGCCCAUUUUGGGGAGCGUGACAAUUUGGAAGGCUUUUCAGAUGUGAAGACUGCUAAAGCUUUAGAGGAAAAGCUGAAGGCAUCAGGGGUUCCUUAUGAGGUANUUGCAGCCUUCUGUGGAGUUCCUUCAUCAGAGCUUGCAGAUCCUAUCCAUGCUAAGGCACCUGUGCAGGCCCAUUUUCUGGAGCGUGACAAUUUUGAAGGCUUUUCAGAUGUGAAGGAUUCUUGCAUGGUUAGUGCUCUCGCCAUUGCAAGUUCUGUUUUGGUCCCUGGGGUUGACGCUGUUGCAGCCUUCUGUGGAGUUCCUUCAUCAGAGCUUGCAGAUCCUAUCCAUGCUAAGGCACCUGUGCAGGCCCAUUUUGGGGAGCGUGACAAUUUGGAAGGCUUUUCAGAUGUGAAGACUGCUAAAGCUUUAGAGGAAAAGCUGCAGGCAUCAGGGGUUCCUUAUGAGGAAUACUUGUAUCCAGAGACUGGACAUGCCUUUAUGAACAAAUCUCCCGAAGGUGUUAAGAGGAGAAAAGGUAUGGGAAUGGAUGACGCUGUGGUCGAGUUAGCAUGGUCUCGCUUCCGUUCAUGGAUGAGUCGCUUCUUAUCUCCUUAA
Molecule: messenger RNA, 1998 nt
Organism: Ilex paraguariensis (yerba mate)
Lineage: Eukaryota; Viridiplantae; Streptophyta; Magnoliopsida; Aquifoliales; Aquifoliaceae
Source: the annotation of a GenBank genome assembly